AUGAGCUUGGUUGCCGGCUCGUACGAGCGCUUCAUUUGGGGCUACAAGCUGAAAUCCCGAAAAGACCUCUCAUACCUCUCCCUGACCCCUCUCUUCUCCUUCCCCUCCCACCUCUCCACCAUCAAAGCCGUCGCCGUCUCGGGGUCCGCCGCCGUAUCCGGCGGCAACGACGACACCAUUAAAAUCUACGAUCUAUCUUCCUCCACCGAGAUCGGGUCCCUCCAGCACUCCUCCUCCGUCACCUCCCUCUCCUUCUACUCGCCGCCGUCCCUCUCCUCCUUCCCCCGCAACUUACUCGCCGGAGACGCCGAGGGCUCGCUCUCCAUCUACGAUGCGGACCCCUUCGUGCACCUCAAGACCGUAAAGAUUCACAAGAAGUCGGUGAAUUCGCUGUCCGUGCACCCGUCGGGGAAGCUGGCGCUGAGUGUCGGCCACGACGAGUGCCUGGCGAUGGUGAAUUUGGUGAGGGGGAGGCGCAGUUUUUACUGCAAGCUGAGCAAGGAGGCUUCGAUUGUUCAAUUUGAUGAGACGGGCGCGAAGUUUUUCAUGGUGUUGGAUGAAAAAGUUGGUGUUCAUGAAGCUGAGGACGCCCGGUUAAUUUUCGAGCUAGACAGUAAGAAGAAAGUGCUCUGUGCUGCUCAUGGCAAGAAUGGGAUUCUGUUCACAGGUGGAGAAGAUAGAAACAUUACGGCAUGGGACACGGUCAGUGGAAAAGUGGCCUACAGUAUCGAGGAUGCUCAUGGGGCCCGCAUCAAAGGCAUUGUUGUGUUGUCGGAAAACAGUGAAGAGAACGAAGAUCCUUUCAUGGUGGCAUCUGCAUCUUCUGAUGGGGUAAUUCGCGUUUGGGAUAUGAGGAUGGCUUCUAAGAAGAAACCAAAGCCAUUAACUGAGGCCAAUACCAAAUCUAGGCUGACUUGCCUUGCUGGGUCGUCUAUCAAAUCUUUUAAACGCCAGCGGUUAGAAAUGACAAACACUGAUGAAAAUGCGGAUGCUGCCACUGCAGAAGAAUCAUGA
Striga hermonthica is the source of this 1014-nucleotide messenger RNA. The record is from the annotation of a GenBank genome assembly. Lineage: Eukaryota; Viridiplantae; Streptophyta; Magnoliopsida; Lamiales; Orobanchaceae.